AUGGCGGAUAAGUCCGCGUUCGUGCCUGUCGAGGCCGUCACGGACCGAAAAGGAUCCGCUGAAGUCGAAGCUGACAUCGACGCUGAAUUAUUCGGAAAGAAGGUAGAUGCGAAAUCACCAGUAAAGAAAGAACCUGAACCGCCUCCACCACCACCACCACCACCACCACCGCCACCGCCACCGCCACAAGAACCACCGAAGGCUGCUCCACGUUAUCAAUACAAAAAGUCGACUACGUAUCACAAAUCGUAUGCGUAUGCCAGAAAGUGA
Molecule: messenger RNA, 270 nt
Organism: Necator americanus (New World hookworm)
Lineage: Eukaryota; Metazoa; Nematoda; Chromadorea; Rhabditida; Ancylostomatidae
Exons: 2
Coding region: 1-270 (89 amino acids)
Source: RefSeq, a predicted model, not a curated record